AUGCCGAAGAAUUUUCAAAGGAAUUGCAACUACCCGAUGAUGCCUCUGAUCAAGGACCUGGCGACUCUUUGGAUGGCGAAGCGAGUCGAGUUUCCAUAUCGGUGUGAGACAUGCGGGAAAGGGUACCAGCAUCGCGCCACCCUGGUCAGGCACACCAGGCACGAGUGUGGCAAGGAACCGCAGUUCAAGUGCCCCUAUUGCGCCCACAGAACCAAACAACGCGGCAAUCUUUAUCAACACAUUCGAACCAACCAUCCUGGCAAGAACGUGUUUUCGAAGCUGUCCUGGGCCGAAUACCAUUAUCAAAGUAGAACCGUUAGUCAACACAAGCUAUCCUCGAAUAGCCCAAACUUCAAGGUACCUCGGAAAUCGGCUGGCUGUUUGGACAAAAAGCCAGGUUGCUUCAGAUGCCCGAAGUGCAACAAAGGUUAUCGUUGGUUGAGAAACAUGAAGAACCACUUGAGAAUCGAGUGCGGCAAAGACCCGAAAGAAUAUUGCCCGUACUGUCCGCAUAGAACGAAAUAUAAAAGCAGCUUGCAAAAGCACAUUCUUCGAAUUCACUUUGGAUAA
This is a messenger RNA of Heterotrigona itama, 570 nucleotides long. NCBI's taxonomy places the organism in Eukaryota, Metazoa, Arthropoda, Insecta, Hymenoptera, Apidae. The record is from the annotation of a GenBank genome assembly.